AUGUCCCCUCCGUCUCUUCUCCUCACUACCGCGUCCAACACCCCAACACUCCUGCCACGUCGCACGUCUCUACUCCCCUGUCGCCGCCGACCGUGUCUUGACGUGUCCACGGUCGUCACGAUCCUCGUAAAAUUGCUCGGCAAGAAGGCGCAGGGUGCCGUCAUCACUGUUCCGAGAUGGUUCGAGGAGGCGCAGAAGCACACCCUCGAGAAGACCACCGCCGAUGCGGGCAUUGUCGUCCUCCGGCUUGGAGAAAGCGGGCGCGGCAGCCGUCACUGCCACAAGCAAUUUACUGACGGCAGGCCCCGGUGCAGACCGCACCCCCUCGUCGACCUCGGCACCUCUGCCCUAGAACUGUCGCUUCUCUCCGCCUGCUCAGUCGAGUCCCUCAAGGACGGCCUCGACUUCACCGGCACGAUCACCCGCCUCCGCUUCGACAUGGAGGGCACGGUGGUCGGGGGCGGCGUCGCCGACUCGACGACGAUCCUCGCGCGCGGGUGCGCGAUGCAGGCGAAGAUUCUUGCCGGGCUCGCGGACGGUACGGAGAGCGCGCAGGACAGGCAGGACGGGGUCCCUGUGGUGCUCAAGGACACCCCAGUGCCGGCGAGGUGCCCCGUGGCGUUCGACAUCGACUUUGGGGAGGGCGAGGGCGAGAAGAGGGUCAGGUUCGAGUUGUAG
Epithele typhae is the source of this 678-nucleotide messenger RNA. RefSeq lists its product as uncharacterized. NCBI's taxonomy places the organism in Eukaryota, Fungi, Basidiomycota, Agaricomycetes, Polyporales, Epitheliaceae. The coding region runs from base 1 to 678 and encodes 225 amino acids. The transcript is spliced from 3 exons. The record is from RefSeq and is a predicted model, not a curated record.